Aspergillus steynii IBT 23096 is the source of this 1710-nucleotide messenger RNA. Its product is annotated as class I SAM-dependent methyltransferase. The transcript has 7 exons. Bases 389 to 1495 code for a protein of 368 amino acids. NCBI's taxonomy places the organism in Eukaryota, Fungi, Ascomycota, Eurotiomycetes, Eurotiales, Aspergillaceae. The record is from RefSeq and is a predicted model, not a curated record. Gene Ontology annotation, molecular function: methyltransferase activity.
UCGGAAUUCCUCAUCUGCUGGGAAAACGGUCAGCCCGCAGCGGGUUUUCAUUGGUGUCUGUCUCUUCUGCAGGGUUUUCUGGCUAUUUUGUCAUUUUCCCUCCUCCAUUCUGUUAGUCAAUAUAGUUAAACCCCUGCCGUUACCCUUCUGGGUUCUUUUUCUCCCUGCUUUGGACCCCUCCCCCUUUUAUUUGGAUAUUCAGUUCUCGCUCCUUAAACCCCCUAGGUCCCGUUUCGAAUGUGAUAUAGUCUCGGAUUUCAAUUUAUUAGGUUCUUGGGGGAUCUCCGUGUUACAUCCGCCCUUUAAUUAUUUUUACUUUUUCCCAUCCCUCGCCCUUCCGACUUUCCUCCCCGCCUCGUUUUCCCCGGAUUUCGCUACAAGGAUCACUAUGGCCGACCAACCUCGCUCACCACAGUCACCACCACCACGCUCACCACCUCGCUCGCCUCGAUCGCCAGAAUCGCCAGAAUCCCCCAAGUCACCGGAAUCUCGUAGAUCGCCCGAGGUGGCGCGCCAACCGUCCCAGGAACAACAUGGUCCCGCUUUUAUCGAACCUGAGAACUCUGCUGAUGGCCGCAGCCUCGGCGACGCCAGCUACACGACAAGCAUCACGUCCAGCGCGAUGAACUACCAAUAUGAGCCGAAUGAUGAACAGGAGCAGGAUCGCUUAGAUUUGGUAUGUGUCUUGCAUGAUGCAUCUGCGAUACACGCUAAUCCUGCUCAGAGCCACCAUAUCUAUCGCAUGCUCUUGAAAGGAGAGCUAUGUCGAGCGCCGAUCAAAAACCCCGGUCGUGUCUUAGACAUCGGCACCGGGACGGGGAUAUGGGCGAUCGACUUUGCAGACGAACACCCCAACUCAGAGGUCAUCGGAAACGACCUAAGUCCCAUCCAGCCGUCCUGGAUCCCGCCCAACUGCCGCUUCGAAGUCGACGACUUCGAGCAGGACUGGUCUUACAGCCAAGGUUUCGACUACAUCCACGGCCGCGAGCUGGAAGGCUGCAUCGGCGACCACGACCGACUGUUCCGGCAGGCAUAUGAGAGCCUGCGCCCGAACGGGUACUUCGAGAUCGCGUCGCUGGAGGUGAACACGUACUCGGACGACAACACGCACAUGCGGGCGCCGUGUCUGCUCGAGGGCGUGCGCAACAUGCACGCGGCGUCGAAGAUGUACGGCAAGGACAUGACGACGGUGGUGCAUUGGAAGGAGAUGAUGGAGAACGCGGGGUUUGUGAACGUCCACGAGGAUGUGUACAAGGUCCCCCAAAGCCCCUGGCCCAAAGACCCCAAGCUCAAGGAAAUCGGCCGCUACCAUCAAGUCAACAUGUUCGAGGCGCUGGGGCCGUACUGCUACGCGCUGUUCACGCGCGUGCUGGGCUGGCAGCGUCCCGAGAUCGAAGCCCUGGUGGCGGGGAUGCGCAACGAGCUGCGCGACUUGUCGAAUCACUUGUACUCGAAGGUGCAUAUCGUGUAUGGGCAGCGGCCGGCGACGCAAUAACACCCGUUCCAGCGAUAUCAACCACGACAACGACAACUUAAUGACUCUCCAUCUAUUGCUCUAAUGAAUGGAUUUAUAUCCCGGGUUUCUUUUUUCUUCUGGUUGUUACCGACUAGCCUUGCAUGUGUCUGCCCUGUUAUUUGAGCAUAUUUGUUGUAUUUAUUCAGUUUGGUUUAUUACAUAGUCCAUAGUCAAUAUGCAUACACUGAACGAAC